CACGAGUCUAGUUAUCACUUCGACAAUACCUAGCGUUCAGCUAAUAAUAUUUCAAGCUUAUACAACAAGUUUACAUUAUUCAACAUGUUUGCCGAGAGUGCCGCUCUAGUGUUUCUGCUGACUUGUGGUGGCGCGUUAGCCGGUGUCGCGCCGCUCGCCCAUUACAACGCCCUUGACGGUGGUUAUCCCUACGGAACAGCUCAUGGACAUCUCGCUGCCGCGCCUGUCACCGUUACUACUCACGGACUUGGUCAUCAACCUAUUGCUGUCUACGGAACACCUGCUGCUUAUCCCCAUGCUCUUUACGCUGAUUAUGGACGUCACGGUAUUUACGAUCAUCAUGAUGGUGUUUACGAUGAACACCACGGACAUCACGGAGACUACCAUGGUUACCCGAAAUACGCUUACAACUAUGGAGUAAACGAUCCACACACCGGUGAUGUCAAAUCAGCUUACGAAGAACGCGACGGCGACGUGGUCAAGGGUUCGUACAGUGUAAACGAGCCCGAUGGUACAAUUCGUGUUGUCGAGUAUACCGCCGAUGAUCACAAUGGAUUCCAAGCUGUCGUCAAGAAGAUCGGUCAUGCCGUUCAUCCACAACCGAUUCAUGCCCCAGUGCCAAUUGCUACCGUUCCACUUCACGGUUACGGAGAUUAUCACUACGAUAGGAAAUGAAUAUCCUGUUCGACAUGUUACCAACGAGAUUCGACCAAAUGGAUCUGUGUGUGCUUUCACAGAGAUAAAUCUUUCGAGCUUGCAAAAGCUUUCGAUUCUGAACGAUUUAAGCGUCACUUAGAGACUGCUCCGAGAAUUUUCACCUUAGUAUUAUUUAAUAUUAUUUAGUCGAGCGCACUAAACAAUCACUGUUAACUGUGCAAAUUUUAUUUUUUUCACGAAUUGAAUAAACUAUUUUUUCAA
Phymastichus coffea is the source of this 918-nucleotide messenger RNA. RefSeq names its product adult-specific cuticular protein ACP-20-like. The transcript has 3 exons. Bases 85 to 675 code for a protein of 196 amino acids. Gene Ontology annotation, cellular component: extracellular matrix. The record is from RefSeq and is a predicted model, not a curated record. NCBI's taxonomy places the organism in Eukaryota, Metazoa, Arthropoda, Insecta, Hymenoptera, Eulophidae.